AUGAAGCUGAAUCAUCUUGCUUUUGUUGGCCUCCUAGCCGCUGAGGCUUUGGCUACCAACGACAUCACGCCUGACAAGGUUGAGGCUGAUAUUCGAGAGGACAAGUUGCAGAGCGACCUCUGGAACCUCCUCAAAAUUGCCAAAGACAAUGGUGGCAACCGCGCGUUCGGUCUCCCCGGCUACAACGCCUCCCUGGAUUUUGUCCUUGAGCGUGUGGCCACCCGCUUCGGCAAGCACUUUGACACUACAGUCCAGCGCUUCACUCAUCUCUUCACCUCCACCAACAAGAUCACCCUGACUGGACCCGAUGGCAGCGCCGUCAGGGUUCAAACUUUGAUGUACAAUAACCCCACGCCUGAGGAGGGCGCAACCGGUGUCCUGGUAGCGUUGCCCAUCGACGAUGAGCGAGGCUCGGGCUGCUUUGCUGAUCAGUGGGAGGGCAUUGAUGUUACCGACAAGAUUGCUCUUGUCAAGCGUGGCUCGUGCGCCAUUGCCGACAAACUUCGUUUUGCCAAGAACCUUGGUGCCAAGGCUGUUGUGCUCACCAACAAUGUGCCCGGCGACAGUAUCACAGCUGCCACCUUGUCUGCUGAAAACUACGGCCAGAUCGCACCCGUUGGAGUUAUCACCUAUGAGCAAGGUGCUGCAUGGAAGACCCGUGUAGAUGCUGGCGAGGAGCUUACCGUAACCCUUCUUGUUGACGCCAUUGCCGAGGACCGCGAGAGCUGGAACAUCAUCUCAGAAACCAAGCAGGGUGACCCGAACAACGUCAUUAUGCUGGGCGCACAUCUAGAUAGCGUCCAAGAAGGCCCCGGCAUCAACGAUGAUGGCAGCGGCACCGCCGCCCUCCUGCAGAUUGCCGAGUCGUUCAAGCAGUACAGCGGCAUCAAGAACAAGGUUCGCUUCGCCUGGUGGGGAGCCGAGGAGAGCGGCCUGGUUGGAUCGCUCUACUAUGGCUCUCAGCUGUCUUCGGACGAGGCCGAUAAGAUCCGAUUCUACUAUAACUACGAUAUGAUCGGUUCCAAGGUGCCCUUUUAUGAGGUCUAUGCUGAUACCGACGCGCACAAGACGGGCGGCAACUUCCUCUUCGACUAUCUGACCUCCAAGGGCUACCCGGCUGAAUGGGGUGCCUUCGGUUCAUCAUCCGACUACGUAGCCUUCAUCGAGCUGGGCAUUCCCUCCUCUGGUCUCUUCACCGGUGCGGGGGCUCCCAACGACGCCUGUUACCAUCUUGCAUGUGAUGACCUGGACAAUGUCAACUGGGAGGCCAUUACCGUCAACACCAAGGCGGCUGCCCGUGCUGCAGCAGAGCUCGCGCUGAGCGUCGAGGGUAUCCCGCCGCGCGAGAAGUCCACCACAAACCCGGCCAGCAAGCGUGGCAUUGCCCGGAACCUGACCAAGUGGGCAAGACUUGCCACUGGCCGCGAGAAGAAGCACAGCUGCUCAGGAGAAGAUCUCAGCACCGUGUAA
This is a messenger RNA of Clonostachys rhizophaga, 1470 nucleotides long. The record is from the annotation of a GenBank genome assembly. Lineage: Eukaryota; Fungi; Ascomycota; Sordariomycetes; Hypocreales; Bionectriaceae.